UUGGCCAUGAAGAUUUUAAUUAGCUUGCAACUUUUAGGCUUGACGUUAUUGUGUGUUGGCAUCUUCCAUUGCCAAGCUUGGCCUCGUUAUACUUUUGUGGUGGAAGAAACUCCAUACAGAAGACUGUGUAGCACAAAAAACAUAUUGACCGUAAACGGUCAGUUUCCUGGACCAACACUGUAUGCUCGCACGGGAGAUACUAUCAUCGUCGAUGUCUAUAACAAGGGCAAUCGUAACAUUACUAUCCACUGGCAUGGAGCUAAGCAACCAAGGAAUCCAUGGUCGGACGGUCCUGAUUAUAUCACGCAGUGCCCAAUCCAACCAGGAGGCAGGUUUACCCAAACUAUCAUAUUUUCCUCAGAGGAAGGCACGCUAUGGUGGCAUGCUCAUAGUGAGUGGGAUCGAGCCACCGUCCACGGCGCUAUAGUCAUCUACCCCAAGAAAGGAGCCACUUACCCUUUCCCCAAGCCUCAUGCAGAAUUUCCAAUCAUUUUAGGGGAGUGGUGGAAGGAAGAUAUAGGACAGCUUUAUAAUGAAACUAUUCAAAGUGGAGGGGACCCUAACAUUUCCAAUGCUUUCCUCAUCAAUGGUCAACCUGGCGAUCUUUAUCCUUGCUCAAAACCAGACACAGUCAAGCUGAUGGUUGAUUAUGGGAAGACCUACCUGCUAAGGCUAAUCAAUUCAGCUGUGCAAGAGAUUCUGUUUUUCUCGAUUGCCAAUCACAAGGUCACGGUUGUGGGCUCAGAUGCUAGCUACACCAAGCCAUUUUCAUCAGAUUAUGUCACAAUAUCACCCGGCCAAACCAUUGACCUCUUGUUCACUGCUGACCAGAGCCCCAACCACUACUACAUUGCUGCUAAAGCCUACGUUGGUGGGGCUGGGAUUGUUUAUGACAACACAACCACCACCGCCAUACUACAAUACAAUGGAAAUUAUACCUCAACUUCAACCCCUUCCUUUCCUAAUCUUCCUUCCCAUAACGACACCAAAGCAUCGGUUCAUUUUACUGGUAGUCUCAGAAGUCUAGCUGAUCAAAACCACCCAGUUGACGUGCCGCGCGAGAUAACAACUUCAUUGUUUUACACACUUUCUGUCAACACACUACCAUGCCUAAAAAAUUCAUGUGCAGGGCCUAAUGGGACACGUCUGGCCGCUAGCGUCAACAACAUUAGCUUUGUCGACCCCAGCAUUGACAUAUUGCAGGCUUACUAUUACCAUGUCAAUGGGGCAUUUGGAACUCGAUUUCCGAAUUUCCCACCUUUUCUGUUUAAUUUUACUGCUCAGGACUUGCCAUUGUACUUACAGACCCCGAAACAGGGGACGGAAGUGAAGAUACUGGAGUACAACGCGACGGUGGAGAUUGUGUUUCAGGGGACAAAUUUGGUUGCAGGGGAUGACCACCCAAUGCAUCUCCAUGGAUUCAGUUUC
Molecule: messenger RNA, 1428 nt
Organism: Prunus avium (sweet cherry)
Lineage: Eukaryota; Viridiplantae; Streptophyta; Magnoliopsida; Rosales; Rosaceae
Source: RefSeq, a predicted model, not a curated record